ACGCUCCCUCGUCUUGUCAUCGGCUCCACGCCUCUCGCGGAAGUGAUACGUGUGUUUGAGAGGUUGGUGUAGCGUGUGUGUGUUUGUUCUGAUCUGGUUGGUUUGGUUCUGCAGGUUUGGGAUGGUCGCUGCUGCGGCUUUGUGAUGCUGCGUCGGGUUCGGGUGCAGCUCCGGCAGGCGGCGGAUCAGAUGGCGAGAAGACCCAAACUCUGCUGCGGGGCGAUAGCGCUCACCUGUGCGCUCAUAUUACCCAUAACAUUCACUUGGGGUCCGGUGAAGAACGUGGUAGCGGCCGCUCGUAGUCCUGUUCGGUUUUUCACUGCAGGUGUUCCGGUGGUGGAUCUGUUUCUGGGUCAGUUAGAUGAAGCAUAUCGUCUCAGAGAUGAAGCUGAUGUGUCUGUGAUGUUUUACUACGCCCCCUGGUGCGCUCGCUCCAUCACUGCACGACAACACGUCCAACACGUCGCCCUGCGUCUGGCUGAAGAGGUGCAGUUUGUGGCAGUGAAUUGUUGGUGGCAUCACGGCAAAUGUAGAAAACAGAAGAACUUCUUCCAGUAUCCUGUUAUUCAUCUGUACUACAGGAGGUUCGGUCCGAUCGAGUACAGAGCUCCGGUUCUUUCAGAGUAUCUGGAGAGUUUCAUUCAGAGAGUUUCACGUCCACUCACGUACCUGCCCACCCGUAAAGCCCUGCACACCUUCCUUAACCACCAGCAGCAGGGUGUGGUGGGUUAUUUUGAGUUUAAUUCGUCUCCUCAGCCUGCUGGUUACCUCGUCUUUCUGUUUUCAGCUCUGAUGGCGCUCAGACGAGAUCAUCAAGGGCCGGUGCAGUUUGCGGUGGUAACCAAUCAGGCGGUAGCAGAGAGUGUUUUGCUCACAGAAGAUGAAAGUGUUUAUUUACAUCGGCGUUUAAACGGCUCACUGGUUUUCCCGCGGGAUCAGAGGAACUUUACAGCCGAAGAUGUCUGUGAUUGGGUGUAUGAGAACAGAGAGAGUCUUGUUCACUGGAUUCAGCCAACGGGAGCAAAGAGUUACUUGCUGGAGGCGGAGCUACUGAAAGGCCCCGCCCUCCUUACGUUCCUUCCACACAAUCCUCUCCAAGCCAAUCAGCUGCUGACUCAGGUUUCUGAGUUGGCGUUCCGGUAUCACUCCUGCUGCGGGUCGGAAGUCCCACGAUGCUGUCGGUCACUGCCGGUCUCUAGCGGUCAGGUGAAUGUUUGUGAACUGUGUGUCAGCCGCUCACGUUUUCUCCCUCCGGUUCGCUCCCAUUGCUCAGUUCUGGAUCUUCAAGCGGUUCUGGAUCAGGUUCCGGUCUUGGGUCCUUUCUGCGGUCACGUCCAGAGCUCCUACAGUCCAUAUAACCGGUACGAGAUCUGCUGCAGAGCCCAGCAAAAAUCUCAGCACCGCCCCCAGCCACACGACUCCAUCGCUGGCCUGCAGUGUCGGACCAAUAAGACGCUGCGCUUUUACCUGCUGGACUCUGACCUUAACUGGCCACUGGCACAGAGACUCGGAGCCGAGCACAGCGAUCUGCCCUUCAUCACCAUCAUCAACCUCAGAGACGAGACACACUAUCUGCUCAACAACACUGAUUCACUGGAGCGUUUCAUUCAGAACUUCAGCGCUCCUUACAGUCCUCUACACAGACAUCUGGUUGGACAAGAAAAACAACAGCAUCACUCACAAACUCUUAUACAGGAAGUGACCUCACACAGCUUCCUGGACACAGUCAUGGAUUCACAGAAGGAUGUGCUGUUGUUGUAUUAUUCAGGCUGGUGUGGAUUCUGUUCAGUUUUGAAUCACGUGUUUCUUCGUCUGGCUCGUCUGUUUCAGGGAAACAACACCAUCACUGUUGCCAGGAUGAAUGUGGCAUUGAAUGAUCUCCCCUGGGAGUUUAUGGUGGAUCAUCUGCCUUCCAUACUCUUCUUCCCAAGACAAAGGAAGCAGAUGAGCGUAAAAUUUCCAGAAAACACCCCUGUCACUCUUCCGAACCUGCUCCGGUUUGUCCUGCAGCACACGAGUCACGCCCCCUGGGCGGAGUCAGAUGGUGGGCUGGGCACAAAGUCUCUUCUGGAGGCGGAGCUUCAGGUCCUACAGCAGGAAGUGUUUUCUCUGCAGCGGGCUCGAGAGCGUCUCUCUCAGCAGCUCGCUGUGUUGUGGAGGGAUAACCGCCGUCUCACGCUGCACACUCACACGCUGCAAUCCCAGAAUGCCGAGCUGCAGGCGCAGAGCGAGCGUCUAGAGACACUGUACAAGGAGAAAACACGUCAGCUGACUGACACCGUUUAUAAACUACAAGAACUCGCUGAUGCAUCUGAAGAGCUGCUGAAGGAAAACUCACUGCUGAAAGUGCUGCUGAGUGCUCUCAGAGACAGAGACAGACACCAGACAGACAGACAAGUAACAGAGAGACAGACAGACAGGUAGCAGACAGACAUCAUUCCUGUCAUUCAGAGCUGCUCUCUCUAACACAUUUGGACUGUGAUUCAGUAUUCAGGGAUUUGUUUAUAUUUGUCUGAUUGUUAUGUGUUCAAAUAAAUCAAAGACAAGAGUGAUUUUUA
Misgurnus anguillicaudatus (oriental weatherfish) is the source of this 2558-nucleotide messenger RNA. It is a transcript of the gene txndc11, whose product is annotated as thioredoxin domain containing 11. NCBI's taxonomy places the organism in Eukaryota, Metazoa, Chordata, Actinopteri, Cypriniformes, Cobitidae. The record is from RefSeq and is a predicted model, not a curated record.